AUGGACCCCUCCAAACCCCCUCAGGGUGAUCCGCCUCCACGGUUCAUUGAUAACGACCCAAAUACUACGGCAACUACCCCGUCCCAUUGUGAUUUGACCGACUCUUUGAAUCGUUUGACCCUGGCAAAUGCCGCUGCCAUUCCUUUACCUACAUCUCCGUCCAUCUCACCUCCCCACGAUGGCCUGUCGCGACCUAGUCCCCCCAUCGCUAUCGCCGUCGACCGCGCGCCGACACCGAAACGCGCCUCCAACUCCAACUCUAGUUCUCUACGUGACGACCACGGCAGACCAGUUCCAACACUCCAGAAACGUCCUUCUACUACAUCCCUACGAUCUGUGUCCCAACCUACCGGUCCCGCGAUCGCCGGUGUUCACGCGCCCAUACCACAACGUACCCCCAGCUCCAGUUCUCUACGCGACGAGCGCCGCAAGUCGACCCCCGCACUCCAGAAACGCCCAUCCGCUGCGUCGCUGAGAUCAACUGGUCCCACAUCCCCGGUUCCAGCCUCAUCGCGACGAUCCUCCGCCAAUUACCCUGGUUCUCCAACGACCUCGACCUCGCCCGCGAUGCCUCCGCGCCGAACAUUCUCCCCCACAGAGGCGCAACUCCCGACAGCAGCGUCGGUAGCAGCAGAACACUUUCGCAAAGAGGUCGACCUGCACCAAGUUGUGGAUCUCAAGUCUAAAACGGUGGUGGUGGUUCAUGAUGCCUGCUACGGCCACCGAUUCUCGCGGCCCCGCGCUUCAAAGGCAGUGCUAGCCUCGAUCGUGGAGAGACCGGAGCGCAUUCGUGCUUGUGUUUUGGGAAUAUCUGCGGCGUACAUUCGUAUGGGUCGUCGACAUGAGGGAGAGCAAUUUGCGCCACGCCCUGAUCUAGAUCUACAUUUGCUUCCUCCGCCGCCUUUCCAGAUUCGCAAGACGUCGCGCUCGCUGCCCCUUCAAGAUAGUGCUGUCACGCAUGUCCAUGGGAAUCAGUGGAUGACGGAUCUAAAGAGUAUGUGUGAUGUCGCCGAGUCACGGCUGGCGUUGAGUGGGAAGGAACUCGCUCGACCACGCGGUGAGGGCAGUGAUAGUGCUGUCAAUGGGCCGCAACUUCACACUGGUGAUCUCUACUUGUGCUCCGAAUCGCUGGAUGCAUUCCAGGGUGCGCUAGGUGGAGUAUGCGACGGCAUUGAUGCGGUCUUUGGUCAAGGUCCAACGACACGUGCUUUUGUAUGCAUUCGACCACCGGGUCACCAUUGCUCGGCUGAUUUCCCUUCGGGCUUUUGCUGGGUCAACAAUGUUCUUGUUGGGAUUUCUUAUGCGGCAAUGAACCAUGGCCUAACCCAUGCAGCUAUCUUGGAUUUCGAUUUACAUCACGGCGAUGGCUCUCAGGACAUUGUAUGGGACCACAAUUACAAAGCGUCGAUGGCCCCGCGGAAUGCGCCAGCCUACAAGAAAACCGCAAUCGGAUACUACAGUCUCCAUGAUAUCAACUCUUACCCUUGCGAGGGCGGCGACCCAGAAAAAGUGCGCAAUGCGAGUGUAUGUGUUGAUGGUGCGCAUGGCCAAUCCGUUUGGAAUGUCCAUUUGGAGACAUGGGAGACCGAAGCAGAAUUUUGGGAACUGUAUCGGACCCGUUACAUUACAUUGAUCUACAAAGCUCGCAAAUUCCUGCGUGCUCAGUCCCAGAGACUGUCUGAAACUCCCGGCGGGCCUGCUCCCAAGGCUGCCAUCUUCAUCUCAGCGGGUUUCGAUGCCAGUGAAUGGGAAGGCACUGGGAUGCAGCGGCACAAAGUCAACGUUCCAACUGAAUUCUACGCUCGUUUUACAGCCGACGUUGUGCGUAUGUCCCAGGAAGAGGGUCUUGGUGUGGAUGGACGUGUGAUCAGCGUCUUGGAAGGUGGCUAUAGUGACCGAGCUUUGACUAGCGGUGUCCUCAGUCACCUUGCUGGUCUGGGCGAUUCUAAUGCAUCUUCGAAUGAGUCUGCUCCUUCACACCUCGAAUACGAGAGCAAGUGGUGGUCUGCAGAUCACCUCUCCGAACUCGAGGCUCUCAUGUCCCCACAAAUCAAGCGCGAGAAAUCAUCACCUACCUUCCUCGCUUCUACAAAAUCAUUCGAUGCAAAGGUCCUCACUGUUCGGGACCGCAGGUCUUUCGGCUCUCAUACAGGAAUUAGCCCAAUCCUACCCCCUCCUCCACAGGUUGACUGGGCGACUGCAGCCUAUGAGCUAUCCAAGAUUCUCAUUCCCGAUAAGAGCCGCCAGACCAUGAGCUGUCGGCCAGAAGAUUUAAAUGCGGAGGCAUCCCGUCAGCGACGAGAUCGCCAAUUAGCUUUGGAAGGUGUCAAAAUCGCGGCGUGUCCACCUCCCCCGGCCCCAGAGGAGAAGCGACAGCUACGAGUGCGAAAGGGAAAGUCUCCAACACCCUUCUCACCGAGACCAGCGACACCCCGGCAGCAGGCUAUGCGCAAGAACCGUCGCAGAACGAUUGACGGAAAUGACCUGCCUGAUCCAUCGGGAGAGUUGUCUCCAUCUGUGGAUGCAAGCCGCAGGAAGAGUACCAACACUAGCACAACAUCAACUGAGCCAAUCACUAUGGGCGAUUUGGACGGCUCUGGAAAUCCAACACUCGUGAUAGAAACCGCAGCCACGACCACUCCUUCAAAGAGUGUCGGUGUGCGCAAGACAAGUGGAGGUUCACGAGCAGGCACCCCCAGACGUUCCGCAAGCCCCAGGAAGCAACCGCCAGUACCCAAAGUACCAACUGCUUAUCUGCCCUCGAAGCUUUCCGAUGAAGCCUCGGCUAAUGACGUCGAGAACCUCUCCGCUGGUCUUCGUCGGAUCAAGCUGGUCGUGCCAACCCCAGAAGAGCAGGCAGCUCGCGAGAAAAAGGCGGCUGAUGACCGCAAAUCCUACGCGGCUAAGACUCCAAAGUCCCCUGCCAGAUCUCCCAGAAAGCCCAGUGGUACGAAGACUCCUCGUAGCAAGGCAUCAUCUGCACGCUCCUCCGUCGCACCAAGCAGCUCCCCGCCUCUCCCUCCUAUGGGUGAUGCGGUGAAACAAGAGAAGGCCGAGACGCUAUCAAUCCCUUCACCAUGGGAGUCAGCCGAGUCCAGUAUCAUGGACACAACCAUGCAAGAUUUCGCAGCGCCACAACCAUCUGCACCCUAUGUUCCAGAAUCAACAUUCCAGCCAUCCACCCACUUUGAUACCAACACAUCCCCGCCAUUCACGCCAAAUCUUACUCAACCCCCCGACCUACCGGGUCCACAAUCAAAUACCUACACUCCGCCAAUGGCCGCGGGACAGACCAAGCAAGGUCUCCCUGUUUUUACAUCCAGCAGUCCUAUCCCCUUCGCCCCGCCUGGUCACCAACAGACGAACCCAGGACAGGACAAUCGAUCAUUCCAGCCACCUGCACACCCUGGGUUCCAGGAUGGCCGGUCUUACCAUAAUCACCCUCCCAAUUGA
Messenger RNA from Penicillium subrubescens, 3453 nucleotides. Its product is annotated as histone deacetylase hosB. The coding region runs from base 1 to 3453 and encodes 1150 amino acids. Gene Ontology annotation, cellular component: nucleus. The record is from RefSeq and is a predicted model, not a curated record. The transcript has a single exon. Gene Ontology annotation, molecular function: histone deacetylase activity. Lineage: Eukaryota; Fungi; Ascomycota; Eurotiomycetes; Eurotiales; Aspergillaceae.